GACCAUGUACACAAUGUGAAAUGGUACAUUUUAAUGAUUUCUUUGAAACUAGUAACUCAGUUUUUGUAAAUGUCACUUUAAUUAUUUUAAAAAUGGAUUUUGUUAAUUUGAAUCAAAUGGAAGUCGAAAUCACAACACUUUUAAAUCUUGAAUGGGAAGAUUCCCGUAUCGAAAAUAAUGAUAAAACUAAAACCGAUGCUGUGAAUGGUAAAAUUUGGGAACCUUUAAUAACUUUAACUGAAGGGCGAUUUACAAAUCGAGUUCAAGACGAAAUAACUCAAUAUUGGCGUGCAAAUAGUCAUCGUGUUACACAUAAUUCGAAAAAAACUUUUAUUGUACAAUGUAGCCGAUAUUUUAAGCAUUACCCGUUUGAUACACAAGAAUGUUUAAUUAAGUGGAGUUCAUAUAGAUUUUCAAUUGAUGAAGUAAUGUUGGUGUGGACAAAAAUGCCUGUUCAAAUACAGACUUUGGCCCAACUUCAUGAUUUUGAUUUAAUCAAUGUACGAACGUAUUCUGAAGUGGAUAUAAGACCUUCAGGAAAAUUUUCUGUCGUAGUGGUGAAAUUAACAGUUAAACGACGAUAUGAACGUAUAAUUUUGUGUAAAUUUAUCCCCGUUAUAUUGUUGCUCAUAAUGUCCUACACAACUUUUUGGAUGUCUUUUAAAGAUGUAUACCAAUUUCGAUUUUACGUAUCAAUGUUACCAAUAAUUGGUGAAAUAUUUUUAUACAGUACCGUAUCUUGUUCGGUUUAUUCACCAAAAUUAACAGCACUAGAUAUCUGGUAUUUGGGAUGUAUUAUAUUAAGUUUGUACGCAUUUAUGCAUACGAUAUUGAUAGCAUAUUUAAAGUCGUUAUCGUUAAGUUAUACGUCAACUGCACCCAGUGCACCACCAGCAACAACAUCGUUAAUGGAAUAUGAACGGCAUAAACAUGAAAGAACAUCACCUGUUAUAAUUAAAUCAUCUUUUGCACCAUGGUUUGAUAAUAUUAUGAGGUUGCUAUUUCCAACUCUAAGCUUUACUUUGUUUGUGAUUUAUUGUGCGCUUUACAUAACAUAUAAAGCGUUUUAAAAUUCAGUUAACUAACGAAAAUGGAAUGACAAACACGAAAUGUCUAGAAUAAAUUAUUUAUGCCAAUAAUUUUGAAAAUUAUUCUAAUUAAUGAGAAACGAACAUAAUAACCAAAAAAAGAGAAACGAAAUGUAUUCGCCAUUUACGAGCAACACCCUGAGACAAAUAUUAUUACACAUAAUUUGUAAACAUAGAAUUAACGAAAUAAAUUUUUUUAUAACAUUUA
Messenger RNA from Chrysoperla carnea, 1296 nucleotides. RefSeq names its product gamma-aminobutyric acid receptor subunit gamma-4-like. The transcript is spliced from 4 exons. Gene Ontology annotation, molecular function: transmembrane signaling receptor activity; extracellular ligand-gated monoatomic ion channel activity; neurotransmitter receptor activity. The record is from RefSeq and is a predicted model, not a curated record. The coding region runs from base 21 to 1070 and encodes 349 amino acids. NCBI's taxonomy places the organism in Eukaryota, Metazoa, Arthropoda, Insecta, Neuroptera, Chrysopidae. Gene Ontology annotation, biological process: chemical synaptic transmission; regulation of membrane potential; nervous system process. Gene Ontology annotation, cellular component: membrane; neuron projection; synapse.